Messenger RNA from Penicillium angulare, 2907 nucleotides. RefSeq names its product putative DUF221 domain protein. The transcript is spliced from 2 exons. Gene Ontology annotation, cellular component: plasma membrane. NCBI's taxonomy places the organism in Eukaryota, Fungi, Ascomycota, Eurotiomycetes, Eurotiales, Aspergillaceae. The record is from RefSeq and is a predicted model, not a curated record. The coding region runs from base 1 to 2907 and encodes 968 amino acids. Gene Ontology annotation, molecular function: calcium-activated cation channel activity.
AUGGAUCGGCGCCUGAGCUUGCAGCUGCGCGCCGAGUCCUCAACGGAUGAAUUCCUUGAUCUUAUUCAGAAUCCUUUCAAGUCUUCCUUCAAUUCCAGCUCUAUCUGGGCUUCACUUGCCACUUCGCUCGGUGUCUCCGUCGUCCUCGCUCUCCUCUUCUCUCUCUUUCGUCCCCGUCACUCGCUCGUCUACGCUCCCAAAGUCAAACAUGCAGACCAAAAACAUGCCCCGCCCCCGGUGGGCAAGGGCUUCUUCUCCUGGUUUAAACCCGUCAUCAAAACGCGCGAGGAUCAUCUGGUAGAAACCAUCGGACUGGAUGCUGUCAUAUUCUUGCGCUUCUCUAAGAUGUGUCGCAAUAUCUUCAUCUUCAUGAGCAUUGGCUGCAUCGUUAUGAUUCCGGUGAAUUUCGCAGAAAGCAAAAAGAAUAAGAACAUCUCAGACCUGUCCGUCUUUGACUUGAUGACCCCUCUCAAUGUGACCACAACACCACCAAUUUGGAGCCAGGUCGCAUGUGCUUGGGCUUUUGACAUGGUCAUCGCAUAUUUUCUUUGGAGGAACUACAAAGCUGUACGGGCUCUACGAAGGAAAUAUUUCCAGAGUUCAGAUUACCAACGUAGUCUGCAUGCGCGAACCCUCAUGGUCACCGAUAUCCCAGCACCUGACCGCUCUGAUGAGGGUAUCCUUCGACUUACCGAUCAAGUGAAUCCCACAGCUGCCUUACCUCGUGCUGCUAUUGGGCGUAACGUGAAGGACUUACCGUCUAUCAUCACGGAACAUGAAGACGCGGUGCGGCAAUUAGAGUCCAUACUUGCCAAAUACCUCAGACGACCCGAUCAUUUGCCUGCGAAACGUCCUCGCAUUCGCCCACCCCGAAGUCAACGCAGCAAGCACCCUGAUGGAAAAGUGGAUGCGAUUGAUUACUUGACGGUGCGCAUUCGCGUUUUAGAGGAACAAAUCAAGCACGGUAGAGCGUCCAUCGAUCGUCGUGAUGCUAUGCCAUAUGGGUUUGCCAGUUGGGAAAACAUCGAACAGGCGCAUGCAGUUGCCUGGACAGCUCGCAAGAAACACCCCAAGGGUACUACCAUCAGACUCGCCCCUCGACCUAGCGACCUUAUCUGGGAGAAUCUGCCUCUUUCCAAGGCUUCUCUGAAAUGGAAGCGAUUUGCCAACUUUAUUUGGGUUACUGCGCUAACUCUGGUCUGGAUUGUUCCUAACGGUCUCAUUGCCAUUUUCUUGUCCAGCUUGUCCAAUUUGGGCCUCGUUUGGCCAGCUUUCCAAACCCAGCUGGAGGCCAACCCUCACGUAUGGGCUGCUAUCCAGGGUAUUGCGUCCCCUGCAAUCACCUCCCUCGUCUAUCUGGUUCUUCCGACUAUCUUCCGACGCCUGUCAAUCAAAAGCGGUGCCAAAACGAAGACUUCUCGAGAUCGAAAGGUCAUGGGUCAACUGUAUGCAUUCUUUGUCUUCAAUAACCUCAUUGUCUUCUCUCUCUUUUCCGCUGCUUGGAAUUUCGUCACAGCUGUGAUUGAGGAUACCAACGAAAACAACGAAAAUGCUUGGCAGGCCAUUAUCGAUAGUCAACUUUAUGAUAAGCUGAUUACUGCGCUGUGCAAUGUGUCAACCUUUUGGGUGACAUAUCUCCUUCAGCGAAAUCUCGGUGCUACUAUCGACCUUCUCCAAAUGGUCAGCUUGGCUUGGGUUUGGUUCUCCAGGACCUUCCUUUCGCCAACCCCACGCCAAGCUAUUGAGUGGACUGCGCCUCCUCCAUUUGACUACGCUAGUUACUACAAUUACUUCCUCUUCUAUGCUACUGUUGCCAUGUGCUUCGCCACAUUACAGCCAAUUGUCUUGCCUAUAACCGCGUUGUACUUUGGUGUUGAUGCCAUCUUGAAGAAGUAUCUGCUUAUGUACAUCUUUGUGACUAAGAACGAGUCUGCUGGCUCAUUCUGGCGCGUGAUCUUUGACCGCAUGAUCUUUGCCACUAUUCUCUCGAAUUUCAUCAUCGCCUUGGUCGCUUUGUCGAGGGGAACCUGGACUAUGGUGUAUUGCGUCGCUCCUCUGCCAUUCUUGCUGUUGGGCUUCAAGUAUUAUUGUUACCGCACAUUCGACCCAGACUGCGAGUACUAUAAUCGCGCCAACCUGACCGAUGCCGAGGCUCUCGGUGCUUCAAAGUCUAGCAAGAGGGCAGGAGAACGCCUCAGCUCCAAAUUUGGCCACCCAGCCCUUUACAAGCCGCUAUUGACCCCUAUGGUUCAUGGUCGUGCUGCCGAGGCACUCAAGCAAAUCUACCAGGGUCGCUUGGAUGGCGGCGAUAUGGAGGGGGAAUAUUCCGAUAUCGCCAUGAAUCCCAUGAUGUCGUCCCAACCCGGCAAGGCUGCCGACCCGUCUCCAUUCGAAGUUGUCCCAGAGAAUCAUCUGGACUUCUCAUACUUCAAGGAUCGCCCGGACUUCCGCGAAGAAUUUGGCGGAGGCAUCUAUGGCCGCCCAGAAGACUUGAUGACAGAACGUUCCCAGACACCACGCAGUACCUUGGGUGCGGAGUGGUCUCCCAGUUCCUCACGUGCUUCCUCCCCCGUCCCUUCUCUGCCAUCCAUGACCGCUUUAAAAUUAAACGAAGGCUACGAACAUUCCGAAUCUGGUGGACUUGUUCAUCCGGCCUUCCGUGUUCCGCUCUCACGCGGUGACAGCGGCAACAGCCUCAGCGGAGGCAUGUACCAACACUCCAAUGAAAGCGAGACAAGACUUCUCAGCAGCGCGCAAACGCCAGCUCAAGUUGAUGCUAAUCCGCUUGACCGGUGGCGUGCAGGAGGCAGCGGCUACGGCCCUCUCGGACAACAAGAGCACGAGCACGGGCACGAGGUUGACCCGUACUCCUAUACAUCAUAUGAUGCGUAUAGGGCGCCACGGUAA